Molecule: messenger RNA, 2926 nt
Organism: Cydia pomonella (codling moth)
Lineage: Eukaryota; Metazoa; Arthropoda; Insecta; Lepidoptera; Tortricidae
Product: S-antigen protein-like
Exons: 3
Coding region: 1663-2394 (243 amino acids)
Source: RefSeq, a predicted model, not a curated record
GCUGGGGCCUGCGUCCAUCGGUAUUGAGAUUACAAGUGGGGCCGGGGUCUAACAUUGGAAAUAACUUGCCUUUUUAGGGUUCCGUAGCCAAAUGGCAUAAAACGGAACCCUUAUAGUUUCGCCAUGUCCGUCUGUCUGUCUGUCCGAGGCUUUGCUCCGUGGUCGUUAGUGCUAGAAAGCUGAAAUUUGGCAUGGAUAUUAUAAAUCAAUAAAGCCGACAAAGUCGUACAAUAAAAUCUAAAAAAUUUUUUUUUUUUAGGGUACUUCCCCUACACGUAAAGUGGGGGUAAAAUUUAUUUUUCGCUUCAACCCUAGAGUGUGGGGUAUCGUUGGAAAGGUCUUUCAAAACUAAUAGGGGUUUUCAAGAAUUUUUUUGAUAAAGUGAAUAUAUUCGGAGAUAAUCGCUCCGAAAGAAAAAAAAAAUGUGUCCCCCCCUCUAACUUUUGAACCAUAGGUUCAAAAAAUAUGAAAAAAAUCGUGGAAGUAGAGCUUAAGAAAGACAUUAAAUGAAAACUAUAGCGGAUAUGAUCAGUUUAGCUGUUUUUGAGUUAUCGCAAAAAGUUUUCCCUUCAUAGUAAAAAGACUUACUUUAAUUAGGUACUGAUUAUGCAAAUUUGCCUAUUUGUUUAACUCGGGUGAAAGGUACCGUUUCAUCCCUUGGUUAACAAUUUACUAUACUUUAAGCUCCAGUUUAGCUUAUUGUGACGGAAGAGUAACUACGGAACCCUACACUGAGCGGGGCCCGACAUGCUCUUGGCCGGUUUUUAUUUUAUUUUAAGGUCAGCGAAUGGAAUGACGCCCGAAGAAUGUGCUCCAUAGUAUUUGAUGAGAUGAAGUUGGAGGCUGGCGUCCAUUACUCUAGAAAAAAUGAUCACAUCAACGGGUUUGUGGAAUCACCUGACAAAACCGACCACUCGGCCGACCACGCCGUAGCAUUUAUGAUUAAAGGCGCGGUUCACACGUGGCAACGACCGGUGGCGUGCUGCCUCUCCGAGGAGCCGCGCCGGGUCGCAGCUGAAGCCGUCGCCGAGGACCCGCGGCGGGCCUUCAGCCUGUCGCUCUGAUGAGGGAACAGGGGACAUCAUUUCAAAGCGCGUUUAAGAGCCUUCGAGAGGACACUAGAAGAUCACAAAUCUUAGCAGGACAGGAGACCGACGACACUAUACAUUUGAAUGGCCAACUCCUCAGUGUGGUGUAUGACCCGCCACCUCUGAUCAAAGGAGUCUGAAAUAACUUGUUGACGAAGAACAUUGUAAUGGAGGGCAAAGUCUCGAAGUGGCAGGACGGAGGCCUGGUGGACGUGGACCGCACCGACUGCAAGCCCGCCUACUGCACAAGUCAAUGACGACCACAUACUCCCGGAGAACAUUAACAAGAUGAAGGUGAAAAACUGUGUACGUGUAUUGAGUCACACCGUGGCAGGAGCUCUAUCCUACACGGCUUCAUUUUGCGAGUACGAGCAACGUUUAUUAAUAUCGUCACCGAUGCUAUCAUUUUUAAAUUAAAACAAUAACUGAAAAAAAUCAUCACUUCGCACAAUAUUUAAACUCGUGACAGAUUUGUCUAAUAUAUGUUUACCAAAUAUGAAAGGAAAUUUCUUACCUAAGCUCCAAAUUGGUACAUCAAAUUUUGAAACAAUUUCCAACAUUACAAGAGGUCGUAAUGAAAGUUUACAACAUGGCGGUCGUACCGGCCGGCUCUAAAAUAAAUGUAUCUCAAAAAGAAGUCGCGGAACAGUUUGCUAACGAUAUUUAUAACAUUUAUCAGCGCCCUGCAGCUGGCGGCUCCUCGACGACUGCCACGCGCGGAGCUGGCGGCUCCUCGACGACUGCCACGCGCGGAGCUGGCGGCUCCUCGACGACUGCCACGCGCGGAGCUGGCGGCUCCUCGACGACUGCCACGCGCGGAGCUGGCGGCUCCUCGACGACUGCCACGCGCGGAGCUGGCGGCUCCUCGACGACUGCCACGCGCGGAGCUGGCGGCUCCUCGACGACUGCCACGCGCGGAGCUGGCGGCUCCUCGACGACUGCCACGCGCGGAGCUGGCGGCUCCUCGACGACUGCCACGCGCGGAGCUGGCGGCUCCUCGACGACUGCCACGCGCGGAGCUGGCGGCUCCUCGACGACUGCCACGCGCGGAGCUGGCGGCUCCUCGACGACUGCCACGCGCGGAGCUGGCGGCUCCUCGACGACUGCCACGCGCGGAGCUGGCGGCUCCUCGACGACUGCCACGCGCGGAGCUGGCGGCUCCUCGACGACUGCCACGCGCGGAACUGGCGGCUCCUCGACGACUGCCACGCGCGGAACUGGCGGCUCCUCGACGACUGCCACGCGCGGAGCUGGCGGCUCCUCGACGACUGCGUCAGCGGUGCCGGCAGUAACAGGACUGCAGUAACCGAAAGCUCUGAGCAUCACGCUUUCUGGGCGAAGGCCAUAACAAUCAUAGAAAAUAUCAAAUUUAGCGAUCAUAAUGGCAAAUUGACCACAGUCCCGAGUUUAAAAAAUUGGGUAACGACGUUAAAAAGCUGCCGAAGGCUGUGGCAGGUCAUGAAAAAUAAAAACAAAAAUAAUGCGCCUGCGGUAUUUCAAUUCUGAUGCGGUUGAAAACUUUUUUGGAAGGGUGCGGACAUAUAAUGUCAGAAAUAAUGACCCGACCUGCCCCGCCUUCGAAUGUACCUUCGAGUCGUUAUUAAUUACUAACUUAAUAAAACUCCACGAAAAUACUUACAAUUGUGAAGAGGACUGUGCUGAGCGAGUUAUUAAAAGUCAAUCACUGUUUUCGCACACCGAAGAAAUCAGUGAAAUGGACGAGAAUACUGCCAUACCGGUUGAUUCUGCGCCUUCCUCUUUUUCGACCUCCAACAAUUGUGACGACGGCGCAGAACAACUUUUAGUUCAAGCCACACGGGAGCGUCUCGAUGUACACU